AUGUCUUCCAUGGAGAGUGCUGCAUCGUCACCCUCGAGUUCGUCGGUGGCUAGCGGGUCGGCUGCACAAAUAUCCACCGUUGCGGAUAAUACGAGACGAAUGGAGGCGAUAAAGGCGGUUGACAAGCACCGGCGAGGAUGUCAGAUUGCAACGAACAAGGUCUGGCAGCGCAGCGGGACCUUCGACAACCAGGACAGCACUUCCGAACAGGUCUACCUCACUGGUUCUGCCGGUAUCACGGUCAAGACCUUCUGCUUUUGCAGCACCGGGUUCGUCAUCUGCCACGGCUAUUGA
Molecule: messenger RNA, 294 nt
Organism: Penicillium lagena
Lineage: Eukaryota; Fungi; Ascomycota; Eurotiomycetes; Eurotiales; Aspergillaceae
Exons: 2
Coding region: 1-294 (97 amino acids)
Source: RefSeq, a predicted model, not a curated record